Messenger RNA from Toxorhynchites rutilus septentrionalis, 3434 nucleotides. RefSeq names its product probable serine/threonine-protein kinase DDB_G0267686. NCBI's taxonomy places the organism in Eukaryota, Metazoa, Arthropoda, Insecta, Diptera, Culicidae. Gene Ontology annotation, biological process: regulation of transcription by RNA polymerase II. The record is from RefSeq and is a predicted model, not a curated record. Bases 1138 to 2769 code for a protein of 543 amino acids. Gene Ontology annotation, cellular component: nucleus. Gene Ontology annotation, molecular function: RNA polymerase II cis-regulatory region sequence-specific DNA binding; zinc ion binding; DNA-binding transcription factor activity, RNA polymerase II-specific. The transcript has 7 exons.
UCUUACCGCAAUCAUUCCGAAAACGUCAGCCGAUUGCAACGGAAGCAAAUAAAUAUGCUUACACGUCCCUUUCGCGACCGCUGUUGUGCUAAAUAGUAAUCGAAAUUCAUUCAUGUAGAAGAAAAUUUGCAAUACUCAGAGGCUUUCCCCAGUGACAAGGUGAUGUUGAAUGUGACGAUUAGCAUCUCAGUGGAAAUACAUGGCUUUUGCGGGUUUCGUCUGGAUACAAUAAUUACCGCUUUGGGGUGGCUUAUCAAAACAGUGUAAUGUAAUGAACUGAAAAUUGUGGACGGCUUUAGUUGAACGAAUUACCGAAUGUAACGCAUCGCUUGGAACCCCACAACAAGGCGCUCGAAUUCAGACGAUAAGCCCAGCCGGACAGCUUUUCAGCUGUUCGAAAGUAGAAAAUUUUCCUUCAGCCACAAAGCGAUCGAUAAUCGGCUCCUCCGGAUCGUUUGUAUGUAUAGAGGAGGCAGCGAAAGUCUCCUGCAGCAGCAAUGGUGUAAGCAAAUCGUUUUCCUCCUCUUGAGACCCAGUGGUAGCCAGUGCUAAGAGAGUGCGAGUGUGUGUUGGAAUGUCGGAUCCUGCGACUCGUGAGGUGCAUUUGAGUUACCCAUAUGCGACCACAGAGCGGUACUAGCCAAGAAGAUUCGGAUGAAGCGGGAAUGCUGGUAGGGUGAGUGUUUGGGGGCUGCAUCAGAGUCACUCACCGGGUGGCCCGGUUUUUCUCAGCUCUGUGUCUCUCUCACAUUCUCGCGGACUCGGCGCGAUUUGGAGGGUGGCGUUCGUCCUCGAAGGGACAAAAAAGCGCGCGCGAAUGUUUUCGCGACGGGAGGUUUUUUUCCGGCGGUAGAAAAACAAACCCCUUAUGUUUACAAAUAUUGCGAGAAUGCACGCGUCGUUGGCGCACUUCCGGGCGCUGGACUCGGAUAUGAAAAUCAGUGACGAACCUUCAAUAGUGAUAAUGCUUCUUAGCACGCGUCGAAGUUUUCUUAGUAAGUGAAAGGAAGCGAUACCAUUCACCGCUUCCGCAUUCACCGCCGGACGGGUGUCCCCAGUGGAUACGGCUUUUCGGUUUAGGCUUUUCCCGGUGGUGCUAGCUGCAGGAAAACGCGCAAACGGGGAGGGGGGAAAAAGAUGUCAAACUUGAUGACUGCCAACCAGAGCGAACAAUUAAGUGACGAACUAAAUUUCACCGCAUUCAUCGAUCUGUGUCGGUUCUGUUCCAUCAAGAGUGGGCCCCGGCUCAACAUCUUCGACAAAGAGGCCGAACAGCGCCAGAUAUUGUUCAAGAUCAGAACAAUUUUGCCGAUUGUGAUAAACAAAGAAGAUUUUCUACCGAAGAAAAUCUGCGAGCGCUGCGUAAAUCAAAUUGAACAGUUCUUCGAAUGGCGUUCGAAUUGCGUGCAAACGGAUGCAAUUUUGCGUAAUUACGCUGACUCGAUGCGUGUGGUAACUGCUACGAUAAACUUUCAGGACGGCACCGUUAACAUCGAUAAGAUGACUCCAGCACAAAAGAAUGCAUAUCUCGAGGCACAUAUGGCCGUGCAACAGCAAAUGAUGCAAGCCGCUCAGCAGUUGCACCAACAGCAGCAACAACAACAACAACAACAACAACAACACCAACAGCAGCAGCAGCAACAGCAGCAUCAACACCAGCAGCAGACUAUAACGAGCCACCUUGGUUCAUCACGUUCGUCGAAGAAGUCUAAAUUGAACAACAACGAGUCUCAACCUGCACACUUCCAUCAUCAGCAGGUGCACCUGCAAAUUCCUCAACAGCAGCAACAUCAGCAUGGUCAUCAUCAAACGAUCAACUCCGGGCCAACAAUCGUUGGUAGCGUUCCCAUCACUACAACCCACUACGCGAAUACUAUCAAAGUGCCGCAGAUCAAUACGAGCUCAAUAUCCAACUCCACUAACACAAGUGCUACCGGCGGGGACAGUAGUACCUUCACCGUCCCCGAUGACGUUGGAAUGGGUUUUGAAGGUGGAGUACGCGUUCUUCAAAGUUUGGGGAACUGGUCGCCGGAGAUACCUCCGAAUAUUCCUCGCCCAAAUUUAAUUCCCUUUACAGAGCCAUAUGCCGAGGGGGGAUCGAUGCAUCCGGCGACGCGAUUGAAGGCUCUUCAGCAAGUGCAUCAGUCGUCGUCCAAAAAGAGUACGGCCAAACCAAAGGCGAACAAUAACAAUAACACGGGUCCCCCCAAGCCGGUCUUCGAGUGUACGAUCUGCGGGAAAGGUCUCGCGCGUAAGGACAAACUGACGAUCCAUAUGCGGAUCCACACGGGUGAGAAGCCGUACAUUUGUGAGGUCUGUGACAGGGCGUUCGCUAGACGCGACAAAUUGGUGAUUCACAUGAACAAGUUCAAACAUGUCACCCCGACCAACAUCGCUCCUCUGGGGAAGCGUCAGAAUCGUACGCCAACGUUAGUGAAAAAAGAGGACACGAAAAGCGAAGACAAUAAACCACUUUUGAUCGACCAUCAUGCCUUAGCGACGCAAACCUUGACCACUGUGGUCAACAGCAUUUCGGCGCAGCAACAGCAGCAGCAGCCGCAGCAGAAUCAACAACAGCUGUCGCAAACACAGCCUCAAACUACUCAGCAACAUGGGCAGCAGCAAACGAGUGGGUCUUCGAUCGUUGGGAUGAGUAUACCUCAGCAACAUCAGCACCAUCAGCUCUCGUGGACCUGCGAACUCUGCGGUCGGAUGUUCCCAACUCGGGAGGAGUGGACGCUGCACGCCAAGAGUCACCUGGAAUAUUGACAGCAACCUGGCGGUAUUGUAGUGGGAACCGAGAGUGAUAACAAUGCCGGCCUCAGUAACAGAGAGAAACAACUUCAGCAGUCUCAGUCAAUUGCGUUGAGUCAGAAUUUCUACAGCAACACUUCCGGCGAGGCACAAACCAUUCCGCAGAACAUUGUCGUCCAGCCGCAGAACAGCUCCAACUAUUGCUUCCUGUGCCGGCAGGACUGUGGUAGCCAGGCCGAGUUUGCGGCGCACAUCCGCAGUCACUUCGUGGAUGGGAAGAUCUCCGCCACUACGGUCGAUUCGGCGACGCUGUUCACGAGACAUGUGGACAUCAACACCGGCGGAAUGUGUAGCAGUACUUGAAGCUCAAAGCGUCCGUUUUGGGGGUUGUUUUACACAUAUUCUUUCGUUCAUUUUGAACACGCACUAUUCGAAUUAACUCUACAUAUCGAUUUGUACAGCUAUCAUUGCUCUCGAUUAGUUUGCAUUAGUCGAAUUACUGUGUUACGAGUAAAGUUGACCAGUCGUACCGACUGACGAACGGAAUGCACUGAAUGAGAUCUUCCAAAGAUCAAACCUCUCAGAGGUAGCCGAGUGAUUGAUGUAAUGUUUUUGUAACAAAAUCAAAAUUAGUAGAAUGACUGAAACUAAAACAAUUUGAAUAAAGCUGUAUAAUCUUG